Molecule: messenger RNA, 150 nt
Organism: Phytophthora infestans T30-4
Lineage: Eukaryota; Oomycota; Peronosporomycetes; Peronosporales; Peronosporaceae
Exons: 2
Coding region: 1-150 (49 amino acids)
Source: RefSeq, a predicted model, not a curated record
AUGUCGCGCCGACCAGCCCACCGCCACGCCUGCAGGCUCGAAGAUAGCUCCAAGGACAGCGAAGACACCCCGGCACGCAGUGAGAUCUCAGGAUACGACUCGUCAGCGAGUGUGCGAGUUGUACUCCGUGCGUACUGCGACUUCGGUUGA